UUUACGGAGAGCUACAGUGGUUUGUGCGCGAGGCCUUCCUCUGUAUAAGCAAUCCCUUCGCUUGACUGCGGAUGGUUUGUAAAUGGAGUGUAAGAAAUAUUUCACUCUGCGUCUGGAUUUUGCGAAGAAACGGGAUUCUGUAAACUAAGUCGCCAUUACAAGUCGGCACAAUGCCGGAUAAGGACACUGAUUUGUCUAGAAAUCUAGGGACAUCAUAGCCUGUACAGGCUCCUUCGGAAUAGCCGAUCACACAGUUUCUUUUAUCAAGUUUACCCGUUGUGGAUAAUGGAUGGCCGAGAUUUCGGCCCCCCCAGAUCUGUUCACGUACCUCCACCGCUGCUCUCGGGAUUGGCAAUGGAGUCGCACCGACUCGGAGCUUCCGCUGCGGCCGGUAGAAUCCCAUCGUCUCCCGGCCACUUGGGCGCGGGGCACCCGGCGGCUCUGCACUCUGGAAAAUUCCUAUCGCCGGCCAUUAACAUCCAGUCUCACCACAGUGAUGCCUUCCCAGGUGCCUCUAGUUUCCUCGGUGGCUACGUGAGCUCAUCCAAUCCGCAUGCGGGUCCUGCCCCCCUGCCCUCUGACCCUGCCUUCAGAGCACCCAACCCUGCCAGCCUGCAGAUGGCUCAGCUCUGGGCUUCUCACUCACACGAAGGGUUCCCUCAUCUCCCGAGUGGUCUCUACCCUAGCCCCUACCUUCCCCUGGGUCACCUUGAACACCCACAGCUGGGCCAACAUGCACUCUUCGACCCCAAAAAGGUCUAUGGGUUUUACCUUCCAGGGUCAGUACACUCCUCCCAGCCCACUCUGGCUCGUGGCUUGGUUGCUCAUAUGCCUGGCAACCCUUUCCAGGGAGGAAGGAGGCCCUGUCUUCCCUCAAGAGCUCCAAAGACCUGGUGCGCGAUGGUGGGUAAGGACAAGCAAUGCAAGAGUGAACCAGGCCACAGCAUCCAACGGCGGGAACGGGCACGGGAGCGGGAGGAGGUGCGGCCCCACAGUGUAGUGGACCUCACCCAGGACAUGAAGGUGGAGGACGAGCGGAGGGCGGGCAGCUUGGAGCAACCUGCUAAGGCAGCCGAGCACACGUGGCCUUUUUUUCACCAGCACUCGCCAGGCUCAGGUGCUGCAGACACUAAGCCCAAACACCCCCUCCAGCCCCCCUCACUUGGCAACUGCAGGAGUGGCAGCGGCACGCCGUCCAGGUACCUGAAUUCAGAGCAGGAGAGGCGGGAGCACGACGAUGAGAACGUCCGACUGCUGGGCUCUGCCGACAAGCAAAAACGGUACGACCCAGCAGCUACUUCACUCGGUUCGUUGCAUGCGUCUUACACAAGCCCCUCCUCUCUGCAGAGCAGCCCUGCCCACCUCCCAGGCAGGCUGGUGUCUUCUGGCAACUACCCUUCCGCUCACCACAUGCUGCCCAGCUUGUACCCACUCUAUUCGGCCGCCAAAGAGCCGGCCAAGGAACACAGAGUGACCGCUCCAACUUAUGUGCCUUCUGUCGAGGUUUACGAUGAGCGGAAAGGGCCCAUCCAGAUUGCCUCACAAGCUCGGGAUAAUAAAGCUGAAAAAAGCAGGGAUGGGGAUUCACAUAGAGUGCCCCCACUGGUGGGGUCUGAGAGGAUGCCCACAGACCAUGGGCGCUCCUCUGUUAGGAGCACGUCUCCCCCUCAUGGGGACAUCAAGAGAGACGUUGUAAGAGAAGAGGGCUCGGUCAUUAGGGCCACCAGCCUGGCCAUGAAAAGGCCAUUGCCGUCGGACCUGCACACAAGUACAUCUGGCCCCAGUCCAGAUGUCAGGGACUUAAACAGUGCCAUGCCCAAACACGUGAUCAAAAUGGGGCCAGAGGUGGAUGGGCGGAGCCAGGAGCGUGAUGUUGUGCAAAGGUCUGGGGCUUCCUUCUCUUCCCUGGAUCCAGCUGUACUCCACUCAGCCGAGACCAAGUGGAAGAGUUUUGAGAUGGGCAACUACACCAGCCACAUGGCUGCCCUGGCAGCUCAACAUGCUCACAGUUCCCGGCCCAAGGAGGAGGGCAAGCACAUGUAUCUGGACCCGGCAGCUGUGCCCCGACCCUUGGGCAGCAUGGGCAGCCCGGGAGGGCGCCACCCUGAGGCCCAAAGUGAGGUCUCUGCCAUGCAGAGUCUCAUCAAGUACAGUGGCAACUUUUCAGGCGAGGUGGCCUCCAGGCAGGGCACUGACAGCCGCAGCCCAUUUGGGGGACUGGGUAGUCUGAAACUGGAGCCCGGUCAGCCCUCUAGGGCCCAGCAGCUGGGCAAGCAGCUUAAGCGGGAGCCAGAGAGACCAGAAAGUGCCAAGUCGUUCGGCCGGGAUGGGAGUUCCUCUCAGGGGGAGACUGAGGUUCGCCACCCACCGGUGGGCAUCGCGGUGGCCGUGGCUCGGCAGAGAGACAACAGCACUAAGCUCAGCUCCAUAUCGGACCGCGACAGAACUCUGCUGAAUAGAGGCAUCAAAGGCCCAAACCGCGAGGAGGAGGAGCAAGCAGACGAGCAGGCACGUCAUCGUGAUGACCGCCUCCUGACUGGCCGCCUAGAGCGUGAGCAGGAGAAGGUUCUGAGAGAGAGUAAGGAUUUGACAGAUUACACUCAGAUGCAUCCUCCAAUGGUGUCAGCGAGUGGACUGAACCCCAAUCUGAUGGUGACCGGUGGCCCCUCCUUAGGGGCAGGCCGCUGGGCUACUGACCCCGCCUCCCAUCUGGCCUCUCAUCCUUGGCUGCCCCGCCCAGGAGCAACGUCUAUGUGGCUACCUGGAUCUCCAUAUGGAUUAGGACCCCCCUCACUCCACCAAGCUCUUGCCCCAGGUUAUCCCUCGACCCUGCCUGGUUCCAUUCCCCCAUCAUACCAGUUUGCCCGGGACCCCCAGACAGGACAGCUGGUUGUCAUUCCUACUGAGCACCUUCCACAUUACACGCCAGAAAUGUUGGAGCGUGCGCCCCCGCUGUGGUCAGCCGUGUACCCGCCGGCGGGCAGCUCCCUGCAGCACGCCCACCAGCUGCAGCUCCUCUCCCACCAGCAGCUCGUGCGCCAGCAGGAGCUUUACAUGAUCCAGCAGCAGGCCGCCCAGGUCAUGGAGCUGCAGAGGAAUGCCCAUUUUGUGGAAAGGCUAAAGGAGCAGCCUGCAGACCUGGAGGAUAAGUCGGAGAAGAGGGGUGGAGAGGGGGCCAAAGCUGGUCUCUCAGGCAUUCCCAUUCCUGUCGUACGUGGGCGCAAGCCGCCCCCACGUUCCCCAACCCCCUCCACCUCCUACAGGAAGGCUCUGACACCCCUGCCUGUCACCCCACUGCCCUCUCUGGUCACCACCCUCAAGUCUGAAGAGCAGCCUAAAGGGGAGAACACUCUACCCCAACUGUCCAGUUCACACCCGUCUAGCCCAGUCCCACACCCGGUCAGACCCGCCUCUGCCUGCCCACCACCCCCCUCCCCUAUCCACCCCAAACAGGAGUCCGUGGAGGUGCCUGAGAAAGAUGAGCUCAACCUGCAGAAACAAGCAUCCGCUUCCUUUCCCUCUUUAUAUCCUGAAAUUCCUCCUGGCUACCCCUACCAGUCAAUACCUGCAUCAUUCGGCAGACACUACCCCUACCUCCUGCAGCCUGCAGCCAUGCAUGCUGCAGGCACUGAUGGCCUGGCCCUGGCCGGGCCCCUGCAGGCCAAAGCAGAGGAGCGGCUUGUGGGGCCACCCGACAUCAAGCCCAGGCACCUAUGCUCCCCGGUUGUCGCCGAGGUGUCAAGAGAACCAAAGCCUAUGGAGGAGAACAGCUUGCCAUUCAAAGAGGAGCCCAGUCUAGCGGAUCUGGGCCGGGACGGCAGCAUGGAGCCUCUCCAGCCUGCUCCUCCCCUUCCCAGGCAGGACCUGAGUGCUCCAGUUGAAGAGGAUUCCUGCUCCGGAGAUGCUGCCUCUCCACUGCUGCAGGAAAACGAAGAAGACCAAGAAGAUAAAGUGGAUAUCACCUUGUCAAGCCAUGAAGGACUGUACCAAAUAUUGAGUGCAGACUCCGAUGGGGUCCCUUCAGUGGGAGAUGCCGAGAAUGCCCUCCUCCUUCAAGAGGCCACCUAUGUGCACUCCUCCUCAAAUUACUCAAACUCACAACCUAUAGAGUGUCGCUCAGACUCUCCCUCUGUUCGAGUUGACAGGUUCCUCCCAGUGCAUGACCUCCAAGAGCCCACCUCUUGCAGUUCACCUGACCUGGAAUCAACAUAUGACAAUCUGGCUCUUCCCUCCGGCAGCGUAACAACCUUACACCCUACCCCGGUGCUGCUUCCUGUCUCGCUGGAGGACCCCUUGGCGGGCAUGUUUGCCCUGGUCACAGCCAGUGAGAUGCCCCAAGCCAGCACCCUGGCCACCCUCACAGAAUCCCCCACGACCAUGCCCGUAAGCCUUCUGGAGACGAGUGCAGCCGAGGGCAUGGCUCUCCUCAGCCAGCUGGCUGAGCUGGAGAUGCAGCAGCACGAGAGAGAUGUGGUGCAGGGCAUAAUGCACUGUGGAUUAGAGAGUCUCCUGGAGGCUGGUAGGCAAGUGCUCCUAGAGGCCAUCGAGUGGCAGCCUCAAGUCAGCAUCCGCCUCCCCAGGGAGCUCGACCCCAACAAGAAAUACAGCUGGAGACAGAAGAAGGAUGAUCCCAUGUUCUCUAAAUCCUCUCUGGAGGGGAUUGAUGCUAUGGAGGUAGACUACCGUGUGAGGCUUUCUGAGCUGCAACGCCGCUACAAAGACAAGCAGAGAGAGUUGAUCAGGCUGCAGAGACGCCGAGACAAAGCAGAGAAGCAGCAGCAGCUCCACCAGCAGUGUGAGGAGAGGAGCAGGGGCCUGGGUAAGAGAGGCCCCGGCCGGCCCCCCAAGCGCAAACUCGGCCUGGUCACAGCCUCUCCGCCUUCCAGCAAGCUGGACGCCAAGUGUGGGAAGCUGACCAGGAGCUCACUGUACUCUGAGGACUCUGAGAGCGGAGAGAUGCUGAAGAAACACAGCCGUGCCUCCAACUGUGAGGAGGAGGAGGAGGAGGAGGAGGAGGAGGUGGACAGUGCCGUGCCAAGGCCCAAGAAGAGGAGCAGGAGCUGGAACGAGCAAGAACCUUCCUCCAGCUACUCCCUUGAGGUGUAUAAAGCAGUCAGUAAGAAGAGCCGAGUGAGUGAACAAGAGCAGCUGGCUUCGAAGCUCAACAGGGCCCUGUCUCUCACCAAGCUGAGUAAACUCAGCAAGGCCUCAUGCAAGCUCACGGAAGGCCCCUCUGGGAGCUUCCGAGCAGCUCCUGGGGAAGUACUCCCCAUGCCCCCGGACAUGGACAUGAGGAAGAAGAUGGCAAAAUCCAGCCUGUCCAAAGAUCUGGGCCUCUUUCACAAGUCCUCUAAAGAAGGUAAAAGUAAAAUGGCCAUCAAGGCAAAACCUUCAGACCCAUGUCUUAAGGGCAAAGGCCAAUGGAAGGCUCCAUACUCUCCUGCGAUGUCAGAGGUCAGCAGCUACUCCAACAACACAGAUUCGGAAGAGGAGGACUCUGUGAAGGAGUGUUGGCCUCCGCACUGCCUGCUACCCAGAUCAGGGUCAUGCAAGCAGCACCCAGGUGUCUGCAGCUCUCCAUCCAAGAAGCAGCAUGUGUCGUCCAAGAGGGCCUCAUUGUCAUCCUCCUCAUCCUCACUGAAGUCAAAACAGGUGGCAAAAGAGAGGAAACACAAGCACUUUGCUUUGCUGCUGCAAGAGGCAGGAGUCAGCUCCUCUGAGGACUCGUUUGAUCAAGAGUACUUCACCGAGAGGGACGAUUAUGAGUGUUAUGAUGACGAUGAAGAAGAGGAGGAGGCGGAGCUGGACGAGAGCGAUGGCCUGUGCUCCUCCUCGCUUGAAGAGAGUGGCCUGGGUCUCCUGGCCCGCUUCGCUGCCAGCGCCAUCCCGAGCCCCGUCCCCUCUACUCCCCUGUCCCUGGUUCAGCUGGAGGCCAAGCAGAAGGCAAGGAAGAAGGAGGAGAGGCAAAGCCUGCUGGGCAUGGAGUUUGAGUUUUCUGACUCUGAGAGCGAUGUCAAGAUCCGCAAGUUCCCAUCUCUUCUGCAUGGCAAGCGGUCUGCUCCGGAGCUCCCCCUGCUGCCCCCUGCCAGUGUGCAGCGAGAAGACUCUGGUCCCAGCAAGCGUGGCCGCAAGCCCAAGGCACCCAAGCCCCCAGCAGAGAUCUGCCUGGACUUUCCAGCCGAUGGCAGCGACGAGGAGCGCUGGACCCGCCGCAGGAGCGAGCGCAUCUUCCUCCAUGAUGCCGCACAGGCUAACCCCAUCUCACCCGCUAAGCCUGCCACACCCAAAACACCACGCCGUGCCAAGACUCCUCCACAGGGAUCCAAGGGGCUGCCCAGCAUCAGGGAGGCCAAAGCCCUGGUGAAGAAGAGGCAGUUGAAGGAGAGCCUCCUUCAUCUGCCCCUACCCCAACUCUCCAGCACUCCCUUGGACAGCAGCUCAAUGACCCCUGUCAGCCCAGGUCGCAAGAGCAAAGUCAAACCUAAAGCCAGAGAGCAGGCUCGAGGAAAGGGUGGUGCUGUCAGCAAGCUGAUGGAAAGCAUGGCUGCGGAUGAAGACUUUGAGCCCAACCAAGACAGUAGCUUCUCCGAAGAUGAGAACCCCCCUCCAAGCACUCAGCCUGAAAGACCCUGCACGCCUGCUCCUCGGAACUGUGUGAUAGAUAAAGAUGAACUGCAGGAUGGACUGCGUGUGCUCAUCCCCAUGGAUGACAAGCUGCUGUACGCUGGCCACGUCAACACCGUCCACUCACCUGACAUAUACAGUGUGGUGGUUGAGGGUGAGCGGGGGAACCGGCCUCACAUCUACUGCCUGGAGCAGCUGCUGCAGGAAGCGAUCAUCGACGUGAAGCCUCCUUCUGUUAGGUACCUGCCCCAGGGAACCAGGAUUGCAGCCUACUGGAGCCAGCAGUACCGCUGUCUCUAUCCCGGUACUGUCGUCAGAGGGAGUCCCGACAAGGAUGAGGUGGACGACUUGAUCACGGUGGAGUUUGACGAUGGUGACACAGGACGGAUCCCACUGUCGCACAUUAGGCUCCUCCCACCAGACUAUAAGAUCCAGUGUGCGGAGCCAUCUCCAGCCCUCCUGGUGUCCUGUACUAAACGCCGAAGCAGGAAGUGCAGUAAAGAUGUUUCUGAGAGCAAAGAGACCAAAAGCCCAGAGGAUCCGGCCCCAAAGAACAGGGGGAGAGGGAGGAAACCAAAAACCAUAACUGAGCCUGAAGUGUCUCCAAAGGAGCAUGAAAAGCCUGAAGCAUCAGCCCCUUCCCAGGUUCUGGAGAGGCCUCUGUCUGCCCAGAAAAACUGCUCAAGGCCAGGCAGAAAGAGCCUGUCGGCCACCACAACUGGCUCCUCCAUCCCCAUGCCUACUGAAAGCCAGAAGAAAGCCACAGUGACCAAGCCCGCUGCUAAAGUGCGCUCACAACCUCAAUCAGUCUAUUCGUCUGCACUUUAUGGGAAAGUUCUGUCUGUGGAUCUCUACAAUGACCCCUCCACAUCACUAGCUUCCUUUGUCUCCAGCAACGACAGUGGCAAGGCAAAGCCUGUCAAACGAACGCGGAAGAGUGAAGAGGAGGGAGCCGGGUUUGGGGUGAAAGCCCAACGCAAGCAGUCUCAGACCGAGAUCCUGAUCAAGCUAGACCAUGAGGGUGUGAUGUCCCCCAAGAGCAAGAAGACCAAAGCCCUGAUGAUGAUGGAGGACCAGAACUCAGCAAAGAGGGAGAACAAGGCAGCGGUGGGCAUUGGCUAUGCGACUGUCACUGCUGCAGCCCCUGCAGAAAAAAAAACAAAGUCGAAGAACAAGCCCGAGGAGGAGGCUGUAAGCACCAGCAACCUGGCAACCUACGGUAUCCGAAAGCCGGGUGCCGGCAGCAAGUGCCCGGCCAAGGUGAAGAGCUCUGGGGAGAAUAAGGAGAAGGAAGAAGAAGCUCAGUCAGCCAGCAGCAGCAGUAGCAGCUGCAGCUCAGAAUCCGAAGGAGAGGAGGAAAGGAGGACCUCACCGGAGAAGGCAGACAUACAGGACAGCAGCUCCACCAGUUCCCGUGCUUCCAGUCCCACCUCUUCCAGCUCCUCCACCAGCAGCUCCUCUUCUUCUGCUGGAUUCAAUUCUUCCUCCUCCUCCUCCUCCUCUUCUUCCUCAACAACCAGCGAGGAAGAGUCCUCCUGCAGCUCAGAUGAGGAGGCUCCUACUGUACCACAAAUGCACUCCCCUCAAGAGCAUGCUCCAGCACAGGAUGAGGAAGAGGAUACAGAGGAGAAGAUGGAGGUGAAUUCUGAGCCCCCAGCCACCAGCCCCAAGGCCCAGAAACAGCAGGCUACGCCCAAACAGCAGCAGAAGGUGAAGAAGAGUGUGGGCCGGCCUAAAAGAGAGGGUGUCCAUUUACCCACCACAAAAGAGCUGGCCAAGAGACAGAGACUGCCCUCAGUGGAGAACAGACCAAAGAUCUCUGCUUUCCUUCCAGCCAGACAGCUGUGGAAGUGGUUUGGGAAACCUACUCAGAGACGGGGAAUGAAGGGCAAGGCAAAAAAGCUCUUCUACAAGGCCAUCAUGCGUGGGAAGGAGAUGAUUCGCAUUGGAGACUGCGCUGUUUUCCUGUCUGCUGGACGACCCAAUCUCCCAUUUAUUGGUCACAUACAGAGCAUGUGGGAGUCCUGGGGAAACAAUAUGGUAGUCCGUGUAAAAUGGUUCUACCAUCCUGAGGAAACAAAUCCUGGAAAGAAACUUCAUGACAAAAAGAACUGGGAUCAGAUGUCUGGAAGGAACCUUCCUGCUGUUUUACAGGCUUCUAACCAGCGGAAAGAUUUCAUGGAGCGGGCCCUGUACCAGUCCUCUCACAUUGACGAGAACGAUGUUCAGACCAUCUCACACAAGUGUUUGGUGGUCAGCCUAGAGCAGUAUGAACAGAUGAUUAAAACCAAAAAGUACCAGGACAGCGAGGACCUCUACUACUUGGCUGGCACCUACGAACCCACCACUGGAAUGAUCUUCAACACUGACGGGAUUCCUGUCAUCUGCUGAGGGCCACUCUUCUCACCUUGUCAAUGAAUGUUUCAGGUCAGCAUCUGAGAGCUGCACCUUACGAAUGAGCUCAAAUCUUUGUACAAGAUUAACAAGGGCUAAAUAGACAGAGUAAAAUAGAUGAUAGAGACAUUUUGGUACAGCUACGCAUAAGGCUAGUGUGAGACUGCUCUCCAGCUUGAAUGGAUGGAAUUUGAGGACUGCUCUGAUUGUCAUACUGGAAACACAUACAUGCUUUGCUUGAGAGACUUCAGAGACUUUGGAUGAGUUCGAAUCAAUGGCAGCUCACAGUCUGACAGUGUUGUUAAAGUAUGUGCUUAGAGAAACGUGCAGUGCAAACAAAUGGAGGAUGUGUCAAACUUGUUAAUGGAGCAUGGUCCGUUUCAGCUCUUAAGGUGAAGACAAAUCAUAGCUUCUAUAUUUGGAAAGCUCCAUUCUGGGUAAAGUAAAGAGUAAGUGUCAAUCCUCUUUAAGGUCAAGUGUGUCUGCACAGCUGAGUUCCUCUAUCUCCAGCCACCAGCAGCAGAACUGGUACUGAGGCCUGUCAGCGCAGCAGGGCUGAGUCCACCAGGGCAUGGGAAGAAAGCUGCUGGGAACCAGUCUCAUGAGUUCAGGGAACAUCUUGUGGAGGAAGUGAUUCAGACUGACAGGACAUGUCACACUUGCUACUCCAUUCUACCCCAAGAAGCUAUCCCUACCAGCCACUCCACUGUCCUGUGACUACCCAGUAUAACCAAGCUGGAACUUAAUAAGACGGCAGCAGUUUAAUGAACUUUGAUGGCUGAUGCCACAAGGGACUUCUAAAGCUGUAGUGCACACUGACAUCUCCACAUGGGGGUGUGUAGGAGAAUGAUUUAAAGCACUUAAAAACAUGAAUAAAUAAAAAUAAUAAGAGCAGUCUGCAUUGUGAACCAUGGACAGGUCUGUGGUUAAUUGUACUGGGGCCUGAACUGCUCCUGCACUCUGCACUGGUUAUUCACGGGAAAGGGUGAGUCACUUUUCCACCAAGCCGCCCAAAAGAUCUAUCAGAAUAUUUAUAUGGCCCUGUCCUCCAGCAAGCCAGGCAGAAAGGGCACUUUGAGUCUUGCGCUGUCAAGGUCUAAACUGUCUUACAGAUAGCUACAUUUGUAUAUAUACACAUGUGUAAACUCUAUAUACAGUAUAGACCCACAUUUUAUUUUCAUGUACCAUAGAUUUAUGUGAAAGUAAUUUUUUAAAGUUGUAAAAGAGAAAAAGCUUUAAACUGUGAAGAUCAAAAUUGAAGUAAAACAUCAGGAACAAGUUUUAGAUUAUGCCUCUGAAACUCAUCUCAGAUGCCCACUACAUUAAUGACAAAAUGUAAUAUUGAAUAUAUUAUCAAGGAUACUAUUACAGGACAUUGGGUUUGUGGAGGGCGAAGAUGUUCAGAACUAGUUGUUGAGUACUGCAGUUG
Electrophorus electricus (electric eel) is the source of this 10447-nucleotide messenger RNA. The record is from RefSeq and is a predicted model, not a curated record. NCBI's taxonomy places the organism in Eukaryota, Metazoa, Chordata, Actinopteri, Gymnotiformes, Gymnotidae.